Hyalella azteca is the source of this 1891-nucleotide messenger RNA. Its product is annotated as flightin. Bases 96 to 695 code for a protein of 199 amino acids. The record is from RefSeq and is a predicted model, not a curated record. Lineage: Eukaryota; Metazoa; Arthropoda; Malacostraca; Amphipoda; Hyalellidae. The transcript is spliced from 4 exons.
GUCCCCCGUCAGUUGGGUCUCAGUGCUGGUCGAGUGAGGUUGGUGUCGCGACCACCCUUCUUUUCUGCUUACUUCUCUAGCAAACACAAACCACAAUGGCCGGCGACGAAGAGAAAAAGAAGAAGAAGAAGCCCAAGAAGGGUGCCGCCGAAGAGGCACCUCCCCCAGAACCUGCUCCCGCGGAACCGGAACCCGCUCCGGCACCGGCGCCGGCACCUGUUGAAGGUGAUACCGAUGACUGGCUCAGCGCCGCUACAGCAGAGGAACCUGCACCUGCAUCCGACGAGGCCGCCCCCGCCCCCGCUGAGGGUGAAGCCCCUCCUGAGGGAGAAGAGGCCCCCCUGGGCCAAGAAGGGGAGCUGCCCCCCCAGCCUAAGCCCAAACCUAAGUUCUUCGUGCACUGGGACCGCAGGAAGGCUAAGUUCUACGACUACAACUUCGACUACGGCACCAACUACUACUCCUCAAUGGUUGGCUACGUAGACCAGAAGAACACUGCUUUCUCGUCUCAAGGUAGUGCCACGGUGCCCCGACGCAUGGCCUUCGCCGAGAGGGGUAUGUACAGCUCCCUGGAACGAUCUCGCAACCCCGACCUCAAGACCCAGACUCUCCUCAACGACGUCCGAAGCUCCAUCCGCAACUUCGAAAACUCCCAGAGGAUCUACGCUUAUGGCAGCAACCGUAAGAGGUACUAAAGAGUACCUAUUUCACCACCUCUCUUUACCUGGGAAGAGUACCGGGAGGUAAAGAGAUGUACUUUGCUGUCUGUGGUGGACUCAGCUGAUGCCUCCUCUCACCAUCGGUCCAGUCAAGCUGAAGAAGAAGUAGCAGUAAAUUGAUUAAGUGUUCAGGAACUUAACUUUCAUCUCGGUUGACUCAAUUAACAUCAAAAGCCUAUUUUUCUCUUCGGGAUAACGGAUUCAUUUGCAUUUUGAAAAUGAAUAUAUAAUAAUUGUAAACGAGAUUGCACUCUUUUCUGUUAAUCUGAGAUACAUUUAAUGGAAGAUCCUGGUACCAUAAAUACCUUUCAUUCAGGAUGGUCUGGUGAAACAUCAUAACUUUUGCACGCCGUCAAACCGAAAAGUGUUUUAAAACUUCAGCUGUUUACGAUCCAUAUGGAUAGGCAACAUGUUUACACCUAUUAUAGGGAAUAUUAAUAACAAUUAUAUGCUAUUAUUUAAUUAUAACUUUACGAAGUAUAACGAUAAUAUCUUUAUUGUUAUAAUGUUCAAUUGCUAGGUCGUUUUAGUGAUUCAUUUCUCUUCUUCUUGUUAAUUGAGGCUAUUGUUUUCUUAGUUAUGUCAUUCCCGUGGUAUUCGUUUCAUGUUUAGCUUCUGUUCUUGUUAUAAAAAUUUUCAUUACGACAUACCCUACACAUGCAAUGGAUGUAUAUGAGUACGUACAAACUUCCCAGCGAUUUCUGGAACGCAUAAACGUGUUUGAACUGCACUGGUCGCCAUCUUGAAUGCUAUUACAACGCCAUCUUGAAUGUUGUUCCGACGCCAUCUUGAAUUUCAAAAAAUAAGCGAGCCACCAACUUUCCAAAAGAAUCAAGCAGGCAAAGACCUUUCUGAAGGGGACAAACUUAUUCAACUUUAACUUUUCUUUCGUUUUUUGAUGGAGAAAGGCACCCCAGCCCCUUUUAAAAUCAACAAAACGAGGUGUUGAUAAUCGACUCAUACACUCGAGAACAGUUGAAUGUUGAAAAGUUAUCUUACGGAGAAUUUUUGGUCUGAAGCUUCGUCUCACUGUGAACCCAACUCGAAAGAACUACUACCCACGAACAACCAUUGUAUUGAGUAUCUCGCGUAGAGGAUUCAUGAGCUCCCGACUAAGUCUUUGACAUCUUUGAUCUAAAAGAGAACUUUUCAUAUAAAAUUCAAUACACAAA